Messenger RNA from Dictyostelium discoideum AX4, 2865 nucleotides. RefSeq names its product SAP DNA-binding domain-containing protein. The record is from RefSeq and is a predicted model, not a curated record. The coding region runs from base 1 to 2865 and encodes 954 amino acids. NCBI's taxonomy places the organism in Eukaryota, Evosea, Eumycetozoa, Dictyosteliales, Dictyosteliaceae. The transcript has a single exon.
AUGAAAAAAAGAACUAGAAAUAAUAAUCAAGAAUUUUAUGAUGGUAGAAUUGAAAAUAUUAAAAAACCAAAAGAAGACCACAUAAUUAAUAAUGAUAGUGAUACUUUAAUAGAUGAUGAAAAUAAUAAUAUUAAAAAUUAUGAAAAUGAAUUUAAAUUAUUUAAAUUAAUGAAUAAAGAAAAGUUAGUAAUUAAAAAAUUACAAACGAUUGCAAAAGAUAAUGGAUUACCAUUCAGUGGUAAUGAGAAUGAAUUGUAUAAUAGAAUUGAACAAUAUUAUAAUAUUAAAAUUAAUUCAGAAAAAGAAGUUAAGCAACAACAAGAUAAUAAUCCAUUUAAUAAAAGUCAACCAAUAUUAUUAAUUAAAAAUGAGAAUGAAAUUGCAUUUUGGAAAGUUUUUAGAAAUAAAUCGUUAUUUAAAAUGGUGUUCUCAAAUUUCAAAUUUUCAAAUACAUUUAAUUAUUCAAGAUUAUAUUCAGUUAAUAAUAUAUUUAAGAGUUUUAGCAAUGGUAUUGAAAUAAUUAGAGAUAAAGUAAAAUCAAAUAGUUAUUUAUCAUUUAUAGCUAUAAAUGAUAAGGACAAUAUUCAAAAAUUCAAUUUUAAUGGUUUAUCAAUUAUUUUUGAAAAUAUUAAAGAUGAAAAUGAAGAAAAUCAGUUAUUCUAUAACCAAUUUAUAACAAACUAUUGUAAUAGGACAGUUCACUUUUGGAGUUUAUUCGACCACGUUAUUGAAUCAUCAAAUUUAUUAGCAUUGAAAUCGUUGCAUGGAAAUGGAAUGAUUAAAGAAAAGGUAAAAGUUGAUUUUGAAAUUAAUAGUUAUUCAAAUUUAAAAAUAUUAAAUUACCUAACAAAGAAUUUAAGUAAACUAUUUAUUAUUGAAACUAUUCAAGUCAAUGAUUUUAAUAUAUUUAAAGAAUUUAAAUUAGGUGAAUUAAUUGAUUUCACUAGAGCAUUACUUGAUGAUAAAAAAUAUUACAAAUUAUUAAAACCAUUUAAUAAUAAUAAAUCAUUUUCAAGAGCUACAAAAGAUAUUGAUGAUGAAUUAUCUUUAUUUUUAGAAAAUAUUACAAAAAAUAAAUUAAUUUUAAAUGAAAUUAAAAAAUUUAAAUUUACAGAUAAAGAAUUAAAUGAAAAUUUAUUUAAAGUUUUAAAACCAUUAACAAAUUGGGAUAGACAUUUUUCAAAGUUAAAUCAUAAUUAUAGUAGUGACAUUGAUAACAAUAGUAGUAUUAAUAAUGAAAUUGAAAAUGAAAAACAAAGAUUAUCAAUAAUAAAAUUAAAAAAUUUAGAAUUAUUUCAAAAAAUAGUAAAUAAUAAUGAUAUUUUAAGUAAAAAAUUAAAAUUGGUUAGUUAUGAAGUACAUGAAAGUAUUUUUAGUAAUAUUAUGACAAUUCAAAAUGAUCAAAUUAAAAUUGGAAAAGAAAUGGAAGGUAAUUUUAUUGAACAGAAUCAAUUAAUUCAAAAAAUACAAGAAAAACAAUUAAAAAAACAAAAAGAAAAAGAAAAUAAUACUCUUCAAGAAUGUAAAGAUGAUGAUUUAAAUAAAAGAAAUACAAUUUUCAAAUAUAUUACUAUAUUUUAUGAUUUAAAUUUAAUUAAAAAGAAACCAAUUGAAUAUAGUUUAGCCUUUUUAAAUGAAUUUGUAGCUACAAAUGAAGAAUAUUGUUGUUGGGAUGAUCAAUUAUUUGAAUAUGGUAUGCCAAAAAAUGAAAUUUUAGUCAAUGGUGUAUUAUCAUCAAAUAUUAAUAAUUCAAAGAAAAUUGAAAUUGUAAUGAAUUCUAAAUUUUUAAUGGAAAAUCAAUUUAGAAAUUUUAUUUCAACAAAUUGUACUCGAUCAUUAAUUAAAAAUGUUAAAUCCAUUGAUAUGUUAGAUUUCCUUUUUAAAAACUUUCAAAAUCAAAUAUUUGCUGAAAAUAAUAAUAAUUGGCAAUAUUGUAAUAGUGUUGAAAUUUUACAACAUUAUGAAAAAUUAAUGGAAUCAUUAGGUAGAAAAUUCUCAUAUUCAGUUAAUAACCCAGAAAUUCAAUUCCCAUUAUUAUUAAUGGCAAUUAAUAAUCCAUUUUUAUAUGAUGAUGAUGAUGAUGAUAUUCAAAAAAAAAAAAGUUUAAUACUUAAAAAAAAUAUAAGUUUUAAUGAUUUUUUAUUAUUAAUAGAAUCAAAUCGUUUUAAGAAACUUGAAAUGCGUAAGUCACUCACAGAAUUUAAUAAUGACUCUAUUUUAAUUUCAAGAUGGAUUUCAGAUAAUUGUAUAACCGGUCUUUCUUCUCUAAUUGACCAUGGUCGUGGUUUUAAUACGUAUAGUAUUAAAAUAGAAAUUGAUGUUCAAUUACCAAACUAUAAAGGAAAUGAUGGUGAUGGUGGUGAUAGUAAUGGAAAGGUUAAACUAUUAUUAUACCAAAAUCAAUUAAUUCAAAUAUUAUAUAAUUCAAAUCGUUUAGAUGAUAUUUUUAAAAUUAAUAGUUUAUCUGGUAAAGAGAUUAUUAAUUUUAUUAAUUUCAUUGGACCACAUAUUUCAUUACCAUUCGUUGAAAAGUUAUUACAAUAUUUAAUUGAUGUGAAUUUAAAUUUUGAAAUUUAUACUUUUUUAAGUGCAUUGAUUUCAAAUGGUAAUCUUUUAAUAAUUAAAUAUUUAAAUUUAAAUCAUAGUCAUUUUUUUUCAAAAAUUACAAAAGAGACCGAAGGAUUUUUAGAACCAAGAGAAUUAAAAAAUUUACUUUCAUCUUCUGUUCUUUUUGAUCAUGUUCAAAUAGCUGAAAUACUUUUUGUUUAUACAAAUUUAACAAAAGGUGAAUUUGAAAGGUCAACUAAACCUUCAUAUUCAAUGAUAGAAUUUCUUUAUUCUAAUAAUUUUAAAUUAUCUAAAUAA